Messenger RNA from Bufo bufo (common toad), 4990 nucleotides. RefSeq names its product roundabout guidance receptor 4 (gene ROBO4). Gene Ontology annotation, biological process: axon guidance; cell-cell adhesion. Gene Ontology annotation, cellular component: plasma membrane; axon. The transcript is spliced from 20 exons. Bases 121 to 3432 code for a protein of 1103 amino acids. The record is from RefSeq and is a predicted model, not a curated record. Gene Ontology annotation, molecular function: protein binding. NCBI's taxonomy places the organism in Eukaryota, Metazoa, Chordata, Amphibia, Anura, Bufonidae.
ACAGAGGAGGGUCCUUAUCAUCAGGCUGAGCCCAGGGAUGUGACCAGGCUGGAAGGCAGGGCGGACAUUUAGAAGUCUGGGACAGUUUUCUGUGGACACGGGGGAUCUUCUGGAUCUAGUAUGGAGGCUUCCGUGACCUGUCGUUUUUUCCUGGUUAUAAUGGUGUGUGGUGCAGAUAACGUCCCACUGCAAGGUUCCAAAUCCCGCACAGAUGACUUCAUGCCACGUAUCAUAGAGCAUCCCUCUGACCUGGUUGUACGACGGGACCAGCCUGGUAUCAUGAACUGCCGUGCUGAGGGGAAUCCGGAACCCACCAUAGAAUGGUACCGCAAUGGAGAAUCCGUUAACUUCUCUAAAGGCCACAACUCCCUGAUCCCUGGGGGUUCUCUGUUCUUCUUACAUAUCAAAGGAAGGUCAGAUGAAGGGGUCUACACCUGUCUGGCAAGAAACCACCUGGGGGUGGCCAUCAGUAGGAACGCAUCACUCACCAUCGCCGUUCUUAAAGAUGAAUUUCGCCAAGAGCCAUUGGACAAGGUGGUGAUCGCAGGGAGGCCGCUGGUGAUCGACUGUUCCCCACCCAAGGGAUACCCAGAGCCCGUGGUGACAUGGCGGAAAAAUGGAGCACUGCUGUACAGAAACAACACCCGCUAUACGUUUGCUGCUGGUAGACUCUCCAUCGCCCGGCCGCUAAGCACAGAUGCUGGGGUAUAUAUGUGUGUGGCGUCCAAUCAGGCUGGUGAGAGGACAAGUCGCGGGGCUGUUAUCUCUGUGCUGGAGAUUCCACAGUUCACGAAUAAACCAGCUGAUGUGGUCGCAAAACCAGGGAGCAUUGUCCAGUUUGCCUGUAGAGCUGAGGGCAACCCUAAACCUAUCGUGCAGUGGAGCAGAGAAAAGGGAGUGCUGCCUACAGGAAGGUAUGCAAUUACCAAUGAGAACACGUUAUGUCUCCAGCGAGUGACUGUGCAGGACUCAGGGACAUAUGUCUGCACCGCCAGAAGCAAUAUAGGCGCUGUGUCUGCACCAGCACAGCUUGUGGUACAAGAUCCUUUGGACACUGGUCAGAUCAUACAAGAUUUGUCCAAAGUGAACUUGUACCUUGAUAUUGUGAUGCUACACAACUCCUCAUCAGUCCUCAUACAGUGGAAGGCGUAUUCGUCAUCCCAGUAUACAGAGGGCUACACUGUGCUAUAUCGCCCUCACACUAAAUCAGAUUCUGACUGGGAAAAGUGGGGCGUCAUCCCAGUUAAUGAGAACACCGCUGUGAUUUCUGGACUUCACAAAGGGCAGAAGUACGAGUUUAAAGUCCGACCGUAUGGAUGGAAUGUGUAUGGAGUGGACAGUAACAUCAGACAUGUCCUGAUCCCUGAGGACGUUCCUGGUCCUGCCCCACAGGACGUCAACAUCACAUUGAUCGACAGUGGGAACAGAUCCAUCAUCGUGAACUGGGAACCUCCCCCGCUGGGAGGUCACAUUAAAGCUUACAAGGUCUGGUGCCUUGGAAAUGAGACUCUUCCUCAGUCCAACUGGACGGUGGACAGUGGGAGCCGCAGCCUGGAGAUUCCCCUGUUACCAGCGGGUAUCAAAUAUCAGGUUCAGGUGGCAGCCAUAUACGAUAGUGGCAUGGGAAAGCUGAGUAACCCACAAUCUAUCUUCAUUGAAACCCCUACGAUGAAAGAAAACACGCCGGAUGGUAUGAUUCCAUUGGAUCUUCUCCUCCAAGUAAUAAAACACCCGGCCUUCAUCGCCACCGUGGGUGGAGCUACCUGGCUUAUGCUGAUGGUGGCGGUCAUCUACUUGUGUCAGAGGAACUCAAAACGUUAUAGCAAGAAGAAACACAGCGGUCUUUACCGAUUUGCCAGUGAGGACACCAUCAUUAAACACAGGAUGGACACAAGUGACUCACCAUGGCUCUCAAACACAUGGAAAUCGGCUUCGUGUUCCAGAAACUACAGCAGCACAACCAGUAUGAACAGCCAACUACUGUGGAUGGAGAACAAGGACACGACAGACUUCCAUAAAUCCACCAUCUCAUUUGAACGGAAGAGUGAGGGCAGCCGGAGUCAGAUCAUCCCGUUGGUUCCAGACAGCUGUAUGUAUGGAGUGCUGCAUGUGGAUCUCCCAGGAAAAGACUUGACAACAUUUCAGUGCCCCUCACCUGUCAGGCCCCCAGGGAUGGGAAUUAGUUCAAAGUCAGGGAUACAUCUAGGACUGUAUGAUCACAACCUGUUCCCGCACUGUCAUGGCAGUACUAACAACCUCACACACGGAGGUGCAAGAAAUAAGAUACCUGGGAAACUUGUGGUCCCUGUACCACCAAAUGUGGCCAUAAAGGAGCCCUGGGGCCACAAUCUCAAAAGAGAGCUGCAUCAUGUGAAUAGCGCCCCUCUUUCUCCCUGUUUCCAGACAGAGAGUGGCAGUGUUCCCAGUGUGAAGAGCUUAGAUGGAAACCCACCAGCUAAAGGAGAAUAUGCAAAAGUGAUGAAGACAUUCAGCUCCCCGAAGAUUCUCCAUUACACCACAUCCCUGAAGGUGAUGGACCUCCUGCCAUACAGCAACCCCCUCCCACCACCACCUGUUCCGCCACCAGAGGAAGAACCCAGCAGGGGCAGACUUGACAAACCGGUCACAAAAAUGAUGACUGAUCGACAGCAGGACAAUGUUCACAAACCAACCGAUUUCAGUAGGAAGAAGCCUCCGCCGGACUCGCUGCAUUUCAGACAAGCGUCAUCAUUGUCUGUCCAUGAUGAUACAGUGCUUACUCCAGAUGACAUAGCCCAUUACCUGGAGUUUAAUGGACAAGGAGGCCACACCAGACAUAACUCUGAGAGUGAUUCCACCCUCCCACAUCCAUUCUCCAGUUCAUCCAAUACAUAUGGCUACAUCUGCAGCCCGUCAGAACUGGCAGAAGUGGACGGAGCCGAUGAAGACGACGAUCUGGACCUGGGAGAGCUCAGCUCACUGAAGUCCUAUAGAAAGUAUUGUGAGACGCCGACCUCCAGCAUCAGUGAAUACGAGAGCUCCAUGGCCGGGUCCCUGGUCAAUGGUUGGGGGUCUGUAUCGGAGGAUAAUUACACCAGUGCCCGCUGCAGCAUAGUUAGCUCUUCAGAUGGCUCGUUCCUUAUGGAUGCCAGUUUUGCCAAAGCUCUAGCUGUGGCAGUGGAUAGUUUUUGUCUUGGCAUAACCCAAUCUGAGUCUGUAGGAGUGGACCGGAUCUCUUCUGACUUUUCACCAUCUGCUUCCCCUCUGGAUGGAUUGCUGGCUGCUCAGAACCAGGGUGAUGGCACAGAUCCGAACAGUAGGAAACCCAAAGUCAAUCCAUUACCGGUUCUUGACUGGAACAUUGACUGGAUGGACGAACUGGAGGCGAAAUACCACCACCGGAGCCAGAAGCAGCAAUAUCCAUUCAAUAAGAAGGUGGAGCCAUUCAAGUAAUGUUGUAUGUUCAGAAGAUCUCUCUUUGACCUGUCCAACUCAUCCGACCGACCACAGUGAAGGCUUCAUGGAAAACGCCACAACCUGCGGAGCCACUUGUGCAGAACACCAUACAUAGAGCAGUCACCAUGUUGGGCCAGAGACUUUGCAGCAAUAUUCACACCCCUUUUGUCGCUCCUGUGAUCUUUCUCGUUAUGUCUGUUUAGUUGACUUCUGUGACCAUUGUCAUCAUCUUUGUAACAGGUGGUGGACACUGAGAAGAUGUCACUAGUCACAAUUCUUGGAUGACAUUCCCAGGACUUGAUGCCAGUGCGGUGUAUAUAACAGUGCAUUGUUUUACAUCAGAUACAGUGAAACUUCUCCAAAAGACCUUUUUUUUUAAGAAGACCACAUCCUUAUCCAGCACAGAUCUUCAUAGAAUACAUACUGGACAAUGACUAUGAGAAGAUCAUUGCCCUAGAAGACCACAUUUCAAUGCAGUUGUGUAUGGUCGCCUCAAAAAUAUUUCACUUUAUUCUGGAUUAUCGGGAAAAGUGUAUAGAAGAUGCAAACACCAGGGAUAGCACAUAUUGUAGCAUGAGGUUUGUUUCACAUUUCCAUUUACCUAAUCCGGCAGAGGAACAGCCUGCUGGAGUUCACCGCAUCCGGCAUAGCCCGAUACUGUCUUUCACUGCCGGACCAUAUUGAUUAUAAUUCAUGCAUCGGUCUUUGUCUGGCCAGAACCAGGCACUCAUACUGGAAGCCAGAUAGAUCCCUGCAGAAUCCCAUUAUAGUCAAUGGGGUCCGGCAGUGAACAGCAGUAUCCUGCUAUGCCGGAUAUGGUGAACUCCAGCAGGCUGUUCCACUGCCGGAUCAGGUAAACGAAGAUGUGAAACUAGCCUAACAUUUCUGCUUUCCUGAGUUCAGAGUCACUUAAAGGGCCUCUCCUUUCCUAUGUAAACAAUGCUAAAUUAAUCCCUGUGCUUCCUGUCAGUGAGUGGGAGCAUUUUUAUCUACAGCCAGAAACUCAAAACCUGUCCCAAUCUAAUGCUUCUCACAGCUGAGAGUUUGUUACAGUUAUAUCCAGUCUAGGCAAUAAUCUUGGCCUCCAGACUAAUACAUUUUACCUGCACUGAUGGAUUUUAACAAAUGAUGAGGAUGGGAAAUACAUUUGUGCUGCUAAUUGUCCAAUUCACAGAGAAUAGUGUGUAAUAGACCCUCAGAUGUGAGACAUGUUGGGGGAGAUUUAAUGAAACUGGUGUACAGGAAAUCUGCUUUAGUUGCCCAUAGCAACCAAUUAGAUUCCACCUUUCAUUUUUCAGAGCUCCUAUGGAAAAUGAAAGGAGGAAUUUGAUUGGUUGCUAUGGGCAACUAAGCCAGUUCUACUUUACACCAGGUUUGAUAAAUCUACCCCAUUGGGUCUGUACAUGAUUUCAGCUUCUGAAUGUUCUCAUUCACUAAGAUCAAGCAGAGAUCUUGAAAAUAGUGACAAAUAUACUGUAAACACAGAGGGGGGCAUUUAUUAAGACUGACGCUUUCCGCGCCAGUCUUAAAGGGGUUAUCCUAUAAAUAAUGUAAA